Nerophis lumbriciformis (worm pipefish) is the source of this 2994-nucleotide messenger RNA. It is a transcript of the gene naa60, whose product is annotated as N-alpha-acetyltransferase 60, NatF catalytic subunit. The record is from RefSeq and is a predicted model, not a curated record. Gene Ontology annotation, molecular function: histone acetyltransferase activity; protein-N-terminal amino-acid acetyltransferase activity. Gene Ontology annotation, biological process: N-terminal peptidyl-methionine acetylation. NCBI's taxonomy places the organism in Eukaryota, Metazoa, Chordata, Actinopteri, Syngnathiformes, Syngnathidae. Gene Ontology annotation, cellular component: Golgi membrane.
UUGCUUCCCCAAGCAGGAAGAAAACAUCCGGCGGAGAGCUUUGGACUAGAGGCUAGCUUAGUUUAGUUUCGCUCCAGCCUCGAUACCAGUAAUGACCACACAAAGUGAAAGUGUGCUGAACUAUGCUUGGUCAAAUAUAGAUUUAUAGCCCAGAACGUAAAAAACCUCCUUGACUUUCCUUCGGUCCGAGAGUUGAUAUCAGGUGUGAAUGAGUGACGUGGUGCCUCCCACAGCUCUCAGUGAAGUCCAGCUACGGUUCUUGUGCCACGAUGACAUAGAGAGUGUCAAACUGCUCUGCGGUGAUUGGUUCCCAAUUGAGUACCCAGACUCAUGGUACCAGGACAUCACCUCAAACAAGAAGUUUUUCUCUCUCGCCGCCACCUUCAGAGGAGGCAUUGCGGGAAUGAUCGUGGCCGAGAUCAAAAGUCGAACUAAAGUGCAUAAAGAGGAUGGAGAUAUUCUUGCCUCCAGUUUUCCUGUGGACACACAGGUAGCCUACAUCCUCAGCCUGGGAGUGGUGAAAGAGUUCAGGAAACACGGCAUAGGCUCCCUACUGCUGGACAGUCUGAAGGAGCACAUCUCCACGACAGCUCAGGACCACUGCAAGGCGAUAUACCUGCACGUUCUCACCACCAACAACACUGCCAUCCACUUCUACGAGAACAGGGACUUCAAGCAACACCACUACCUACCCUACUACUACACCAUACGCGGCGUUCUCAAAGACGGCUUCACGUAUGUUCUCUACAUCAACGGGGGUCAUCCACCUUGGACAAUUAUCGACUAUAUCCAGCACAUAGGUUCAACCUUAGCCAGCCUGAGCCCGUGCUCAAUCCCACAGUGGCUGUAUCGACAGGCGCAGUCUCUGCUGCGAUCUCUGCUACCGUGGUCCAACAUCGCCUCCAAGACCGGCAUACAGUACAGCCGAACAAUGUGACACAACCAGGAGUAAAAAGUAUCGAGUUUCUCAUCGGUCUUCCCCUGUGUCCACCAGGACGUACAUGCACACCCUCAGCACGCUGUGUAGGACACAGAACCCCCUUAACCCAUCAGCUUGUUACUCCUGAUUCAAUGCACGUUUGGCACACACACACACACACACAAACUGGGUUAGUUGCUGAAAUAUGGUGAUUGCACCGCAUCAAAGUGCAAUGUUGUGUUUUUACGCUGACAACAGGGAAGGAUUUGGGGGAAUUCGCGGCUGGGCAUUAGUCACCAUGUCUUAUCCCGUGCACCAUUCCAUAUCGGCGACAGUAGCGUGUCUUGCGCCGGUCAUGCCAAAGCUGAGAAGCUUGAGACUUGCUUCUCGGCUCAGAGAAACAGGCACAGAUUUUAAUGUGACGCGUAUGUCUACUGUUGGUAUAUUAUAUAUACUAAGAUAAUAGAUUUCAUAUUUAAUGUACAGUGUGUCUUAUAUUGCUGCUGCCCGUUUGGAAUAACCACCUGUUUUCCUUUUUUGACUGGAUUGAAUGUGAGUCGACCCCAAAUUGUGACGUACGGGACCCAAGAACAAACAGCAUUGGACUGUGAAUCUCGCAAUGCUUUUAAAAAAGUAGUGUAGAAUAAAGUUAGUUAUUUAUCGGGAACAAGGAAACACAUUAUUUUAAUUUUCAAACUUUGUUCCCUUUUGAAAAAUGAAGGGUUUUUUUUGUGUGUGUGCAAUAACUAAAUGUACUGUAUGUGUGACUUCACCGCUGACACAAAUAAACACAUUUUAGCUUAUAAUUGUUACGCCGCAACACAAAGUUUACAUGCAUUUAACUAGGGCUGCAACAACUAAUCGAUUAAAUCGAUUAUAAAAAAUAGUUGCCGAUUAAUUCAGUCAUCGAUUCGUUGGAUCUAUGCUAUGCGCAUGCACAGAGGCUACUUUUUUUUUUUAAUGUAUUUAUUUAAUUUUUUUAAUAAACCUUUAUUUAUAAACUGCAACAUUUACAAACAGCUGAGAAACAAUAAUCAAAAUAAGUAUGGUGCCAGUAUGCUGUUUUUUUUUUCAAUAAAAUACUGGAAAGGAUAGAAAUGUAGUUUGUCUCUUUUAUCCGAUUAUUAAUCGAUUAAUCAAAGUAAUAAUCGACAGAUUAAUCGAUUUUCAAAUUAGUUGUUGGUUGCAGCCCUACAUUUAACGCUAUAUUCAAACUUAUUUUUAACCACUCAUGAUAGAAUCCAUCCUAUUUUAAAGGUUUUAAAAGGAGAGUUGGCGCCUUCACGUCUAGUCUAGUUUGUUUAAACACAUUUUCAAGAUUAGGAUAAAUUAGCGAUACUUGUUACAUGUUAGCGUAUGUGAGCAAGGUCGGAAAUUAGCACCUAUAAAGUGCCAAAUGCUGGUGUACAGUAAAUACAUUCAGUCGACAUGCUUGUUGGUUGCACUGUAGUUGCUCCAUUUGGACUGCAUUCUGUCGCAUAUCGUGUAUAACAACAGUGACUGUGAAAUGUGUUGCUCCACGGUGUGAAUUUCAAAAGAACAUUUCAGACAGUUUGUAUGCAAUAAAAGUUCCUUUGAUUGUAAUAACUACAGUUUUUGUCUUUUGAUACCAGUGUAGAAGGAAAGCUCAACAAAAUCAAACCCAAGAAGCUAUGGCAGUGUUUGUUUCUUCGAGGCCACAAAUACAUUUCAUAAUCAUAAUGAGACUGUCUGAAUGUGCGUAGGUGGCCGUUAAAAAUGCUAUACUAGGCGUGUCCAAACUGGGUCAAGUGCGGCCCGCCAGCCUCUUCAAUUUGGCCCGCGAGACGUCACGAGUUCAACAAAGCAUCGCACCACGGAGCGCUUUCAACUCAAUCUUAAAUACCAGGUAGUUUCUGCAUGCUACAUAUUUCCUACCAUUUCAUGGACAAUGUUAAAGUAAAUCAGAUCAAUGACCCUUGAAAGUACUUGCAAAUAAUAGCACAGCAUUUACUUGUAUGACACAAUCCAAAUAACCUUCUCUAGUCAUGGUGCAAAAAAACCAACAAUCCAAUCUAAUCCGAUCCACUUUAUUUAUAUAGCACAUUUAAACAACA